Molecule: messenger RNA, 1458 nt
Organism: Babesia bovis T2Bo
Lineage: Eukaryota; Apicomplexa; Aconoidasida; Piroplasmida; Babesiidae
Product: SmORF protein
Exons: 2
Coding region: 10-1458 (482 amino acids)
Source: RefSeq, a predicted model, not a curated record
GCUUUUAGUAUGAAUGGGGGGCAUAAGAACAACUGGCUCCAACCGUUAGUAAUCUCAUCCCUAACUGUCUCCAACAACAUGGUAAAUGUUAACAGAUUACCAAAGCUCUGUGUAGUUGUGGCUUUAGGGCUCUCUGCCACGGCCACAUCUACUGAUGUGGCCCAGGAGCAACCCAGGAAAGAGUCGUUCUUAAGCAGAUUCUUAGGUAAGAAAGGAGAACCUACCACCAAACAUCAUGAGGCGCCUGUACACACUGAGACAGCGCAUCUACUUAUGUUCCCUCUUGAAUGGUAUCUGUUACCCUAUCCCAUAAACAGAAAAUAUCUUCUAAAAGCAUUGCCAUCUAAUUUGGCUGCAAAGGUACCAGAAGACUGUAAUGAACCAAUAAAACCCGAAUUCCAACAGUUAGUUAUCUUACUCCCUACUAACUUCACCAAGAUUGUAUCUCUAAACACGUUAUGGAAGCUUUCUGUAUUGGUGGCAUUCGGGGUCUCUACCACGGCCACUGCUACCGAUGUAGCCCAGGAGCAACCCAAGAAGGAAGAAUUGGAGAAUGGAUCAUUACGUAACAAAGAAAAGCCUGGGACUAAGCCAGUGGAAGUAAAAGAAGCAACCAGGAUUACCACUAAAAGAAACAGUGAUCCAAAUGAUCCACCGAUGUUCAGUGUUGAAUGGUAUCUGUUACCCAAGCCCCUAAAUAGAGCAAGUCUUCGUGAGAGGUUGCCUUGGUUUGCGCAAAAUACUGUGCCAAGGGACUGUAAUCAGCCAAUAGCUCCACCAACAGAAAAAUAUAUUCGAAAUCAUUUUUCUUGGGUUGAGAAACAGAAACAGAAGGAGUCAUCUUCUGCGGAUGCCACAACCACUAAUGUGAGCCAACCCAAGAAGGGAUCCUUCCUAAGCAGAUUCUUCAGUAAAAACAACAAACAGGUUGAUAUCCCAGAUUUACCCAAGUAUUCUCUUGAAUGGUAUUUCUUACCCAAGGAGGAAAGCAGGAAACAUCUUCGUGACAGGUUGCCAUAUGCUUCGAAAGGUGUUGUAGCAUCGGACUGUAGAGAAUCAAUAGCGCCUGUGUUUGAAAAACGCAUUAGGGAUUAUUUGUCAUUAUAUACCGUAGACUGGUAUCUAUUACCCAAGCCCGAAAACAGAGCUACCCUGCGUAAUUCGUUACCAAAGGAUUUGGUCGAAAAGGUUCCAGAGGACUGCAUGGAGCAUAUAGAGCCCGAGGUGGAGGAUUACAUUAGGAAAUAUUUUUUAUGGUAUUGCUUUGAAUGGUAUCUGUUACCCAAGCCCGAAAACAGGGCCGCCCUGCGUAAUUCGUUGCCAGAGGAUUUGGCUGCAAAGGUACCAGAGGACUGUAAUGAACCAAUAAGCCCCGACGUGGAAGAACUUAUUAGAGAGCAUUUCACAGUGAUUGAGAAGAAGCAGAGGCCUAAUCGUUUUUGGUAUUUGCAUUUGUAA